This is a messenger RNA of Mizuhopecten yessoensis (Yesso scallop), 4932 nucleotides long. Its product is annotated as glycoprotein-N-acetylgalactosamine 3-beta-galactosyltransferase 1-like. Gene Ontology annotation, molecular function: N-acetylgalactosaminide beta-1,3-galactosyltransferase activity. The record is from RefSeq and is a predicted model, not a curated record. NCBI's taxonomy places the organism in Eukaryota, Metazoa, Mollusca, Bivalvia, Pectinida, Pectinidae. The coding region runs from base 931 to 2118 and encodes 395 amino acids. The transcript is spliced from 4 exons. Gene Ontology annotation, cellular component: membrane.
ACAUGGUGCUGUAAAUAUUACGGAAUAUCAGUAAUACAUUGGUUGUGAAUAUCACGGAAUAUCAGCAAUACUGGGGCUGUGAAUAUCACUGAAUAUCAGCAAUACUGGGGCUGUGAAUAUCACGGAAUAUCAGCAAUACUGGGGCUGUGAGUAUUACGGAAUAUCAGCAAUACUGGGGCUGUGAAUAUUACGAAAUAUCAGCAAUACUGGGGCUGUGAAUAUUAAGGAUACUGACAUUACAAAUACAACGAGGACAGUAAAUAUUUCGGAAUAUCGGUAUUACCCAAGCAUUAUUUGUGAUUAUAUUUCCUGGGUACCGCGGAUACACGAACAGUGUGAAUUCCGUCAAUAUACAGUCGCAGACAAUUAGCUAUGAAACACUGUUCGAACUAAAUUGAGUGUACGAGCUUGUGUUACAGUAUUAGUCUGGUGUCCUGUCAAGAAGUGUCGGACCAGGUGAAGCUAUCAUAUUGUCUUUAGGAAUCAAUAGGUGUCUUCGUUUGCCGCCAAGUGAAGCUUCAUUCCUUCUGGUGAAGUUUUAAUUGAUUGUAGAUUUCAAUAACUGCAAAUAUUGUUUCUUCUUCGUGUAUUGUUUAAGAUAGAAAUCGCUAUUGUGAAAGGGUAUAUCGACAGCGUCCCAAAAGUCGCGCGAGACCUAGAGUUAUACACCUGUGUAACUGUUACGGUUGAAUCUACAUCGACAAUAGUUUAAUUAUUCAUGAUGGAUGAUUUAUGAUAACCGGAUAUAUUGUUUACAACUAAACAGCAAAUUGAUUGAACACUCAAUAUCUAACGCAUUACAAGUAAGGACUUGAAGGAGACAACACUUCUGUUCGCUACUGUCAGUAACCUACGGGAGUAGUAAGCGGGUAUACCCCGACAGGUGUAACGGGCAUUGUGUGUUGUUCCCGGAGCUAAAAAUAGCCACUGAUGACGCCUACGACAGCUCAGGUAGACUUCACUGUAGGUGAAAGGACAUGCGUCAGGAGCCUGGGUGGACAUCGGUCCUUUUCCCGCGUCAGCAUCAUGAGGACGGUCAAGCUACGCCGGACCUAUAUGUGGGGUUUAUUUAUCAUGGGAUUAUUCCUCUACAUCCACCUUUUAUACAUCAAAAACAAAGGAAUAUGGUUUGACUACGAAAACGUACCGAAUGACCUUUCUUCUAUACAGAGCUAUCGCCCCGAGGACAUCGAAGACGACGAUACAAUUCUCGUGAACACGUCAGUAGCAGAUGACCUUGUCCAAAAGGUCAAGAUAUUUUGUUUCAUCGCCACGACGUCGGAUAACCUACUGACGAAGGCCAAAGCUGUUAACGAUACGUGGGGGAAAAGGUGUGACAAGAUUCUCUUUGUGACGUCAUCGCCGUCAAAGUUAUCCAUGACGAUUUCGUUUAACAUUCAGGAUUCGAGGAGUCACCUAACGGGAAAGACGAUGUCAAUGAUCAAUUAUAUUUAUAGACAUCAUGUAAAUAAUUACCAGUGGUUUAUGAAGGCGGACGAUGAUACUUAUGUUGUCAUGGAAAAUCUCAAACUUCUUUUGUCAAAAUGUGACGCUAAGAAACCAAUAUAUCUCGGUCACCAUUUAAAAAUGCAUUUAAAACAAGGCUACAUGAGCGGUGGCGCCGGAUACAUCAUGAGUCAGUCGGCACUGCGCAUGCUCGUGGAGGACGGUCUGGAUCAAGGCCUCUGCAAGCGAGACGGGAACGACGAGGAUGUGGACGUCGGGCGCUGUCUGGAGACAGUAGGAGUCAAGCCCUACUCUACGACAGACAAAUUCGGACGGGAGACGUUUCACGCCUUCAGUAUAUUAAAUUAUAUUAUAGGACCUGUUCCGGUGUUUCUACUUCAGUACCCUCAUAAACCAGCUAGAUCGGGCAAGAACUGCUGUAGUCAACUGCCAAUCACAUUCCACUACACCACGCCCAAAAUGAUGUACAUCACCGAGUACUUCCUGUACCGGACAGCGGUCUACGGGAGACAACUCGCGAAUAUUGACGAUGACUUCUUCAAAGAGGCGGUAUCGCGCCUCGACAAGGAUCCGGGUUCGGUAUUUCUGCCGUACGGACAAUCUGGGAUCUCGGUGGUGGACACUAAAUCAAACAAACAAAAUGGCGGAUGAAUUUCUGAUUCGUGAAGCAUAGAUGGGAUGAAUUUCGACCUCCAGAGAUUAGCGAAGUGCUCCCGAAAGGAAUGUGUCAUGUGAUAUUUCCGCAAUAUUUGUGUUCCACGCAUUGAUAUUUAAAAGGGCAGAUGGUCGCUUUAAGAAAUAUCUGGUAAUCUAAUUAUCAGGAAAAAAAUAUCCGCUGAGACAAUCUACGGUGGUAAAUGCCAUGAGAUGACCCACCACAGUGCAGUUAAAUCGGGUACUCGGACCGUCAAUAUACAGAUAUAGUGCUGAAACAUCAUACUUUGUGUAAGACUCAAUUCACUGUGUGGAAAACCUCCCUAGGGAGUGAAACAGAUUGAAGAAAUCCCGUCACCGACGGUCAUCUACAUCUUUAACUUUGUCCUUUCUCAUAUUGAGCAAGAUUUCACUGAUUUCGUGUAAUUUCUUAACAUUUUCUUCAGGUUGGUAAUUAUGGAUUAUGAAAAAUGUCUUGUUACACAACCUAUACGUGUUUUUAUGUGACGUUUCGACUACUAGUACGGUUUGUACUCUGUCAUCAUCAUCAGACAAAUGACCAGUGAAGCCUAUACACACAAAGGUGUAAAAUGUGACUUGUAGACAACUCUUAUUAGUGAACUUCAUAUCUGUCAUGAUAACGAGAGUUCAACGGUAUAACACGAGAAGAAAAGAAUUUGUGAAGUUGUGUAGGCAGUAUUUAUGACGUCGCACCAGUUGUGCAAUAUUUUUAACAUGUCACACUUGAUGAGCACACCCGGCGAUGACGUCAGACGUCUUGUGAACUCCUGAAAAUAACAAUAGCUGGUCAUUUGCUUCUAAAGUAUGACAAGCUAUAUAACAUUUAUACCGUUGUUCAUGUUUACAGGUGAUUUAUAUCAAUAUGCUGCUAUCCUGUAUUCUUCAUUGGGUAACGUUAUAUUCGAUUUUGUUUAUGUCAUUUGCGUUCACUGCUCUAUGUGUGUGUUUAGUUUACGAGGUCUGUAAGUCUGCUUAGACUAAUGAUGCCACUUUUUACAUUGGAUCACAUAUCUGUAACUCAUUCAGCCCUAACAUGUCAUAAUACAUUUUUCCAACCUUUGAAUUGGAAGAGUUCAAAUGUGUCUUUAGGGGUGAAUGAGUUAAGUAGUUUUGUCUAUAGUGACAGAAAUUUUAAGUAAUGUCACUUAUUUAUUUAUUUUCUAUAUUGAAUCUGAAGCAAUAUUUUUUACCAAUUCUGUCUGUAUUGACGCUAGAUCUGUAUAUGUCUUAGGUUAUCUUUGUCUAUUGUAAGGCUGGACCUAUGUCUUAGGUUAUCUUUGUCUAUUGUAAGGCUGGACCUAUGUCUUAGGUUAUCUUUGUCUAUUGUAAGGCUGGACCUAUGUCUUAGGUUAUCUUUGUCUAUUGUAAGGCUGGACCUAUGUCUUAGGUUAUCUUUGUCUAUUGUAAGGCUGGACCUAUGUCUUAGGUUAUCUUUGUCUAUUGUAAGGCUGGACCUAUGUCUUAGGUUAUCUUUGUCUAUUGUAAGGCUGGACCUAUGUCUUAGGUUAUCUUUGUCUAUUGUAAGGCUGGACCUAUGUCUUAGGUUAUCUUUGUCUAUUGUAAGGCUGGACCUAUGUCUUAGGUUAUCUUUGUCUAUUGUAAGGCUGGACCUAUGUCUUAGGUUAUCUUUGUCUAUUGUAAGGCUGGACCUAUGUCUUAGGUUAUCUUUGUCUAUUGUAAGGCUGGACCUAUGUCUUAGGUUAUCUUUGUCUAUUGUAAGGCUGGACCUAUGUCUUAGGUUAUCUUUGUCUAUUGUAAGGCUGGACCUAUGUCUUAGGUUAUCUUUGUCUAUUGUAAGGCUGGACCUAUGUCUUAGGUUAUCUUUGUCUAUUGUAAGGCUGGACCUAUGUCUUAGGUUAUCUUUGUCUAUUGUAAGGCUGGACCUAUGUCUUAGGUUAUCUUUGUCUAUUGUAAGGCUGGACCUAUGUCUUAGGUUAUCUUUGUCUAUUGUAAGGCUGGACCUAUGUCUUAGGUUAUCUUUGUCUAUUGUAAGGCUGGGCCUAUGUCUUAAACCCUUUCAUCACUGUAGACUAUAAUGGGCUCAUCCAAAGCAUUGCCUGGUAGAGUUCACUUAAGUUACAUAGGGGUGAAAGGGUUAAAGAUGUUGGUCUACCUUGAGGCUGGACUUAUAACAUACUGGUUGAUAAUUAAGGUGAUUUUUUGUUCAAACGACACAAUUGUUUAUUAUUGUGAAAGUGUUCAUGCCUGAUAUUCCUCUUAAAUGAGAGUGACCUCAUAAUUCUUUUACAAAAUAGUAUUACUAUUCACAUACAUUUAUAUAUAUACAUGUAUAUGAAUAAAGGAUCAAUGUUUAUCCGUCUACCUAUUACAAUAUCAUGCUGUAUUUUCUAUGUUUGGGUGCAUGGCAUUUACAAUGUAUACAACCUCGUUGAUAACUAUCUUUUUGAUUUUUAAAACAAACCAAUCUAGACAUUUUGGUUGCGUGGAGCUAAGAUGAAUUAAACUAGACUGGCAUGAACUGUUAUGUAUAGUCGGAACGUAUCGAAGACCAUUUUAGCAAGUAUGGGCAAGUAUUAGUGAAAAUGCAUCAUCAGCAAACUUUCCAAGAUGACGUCAUGAACUAUGUGACGUCAUUAAUUAACGAUGAUACAAUCAUAUUACACCAGUUAUGUCGACAAAAUGUCUUUUGAUAAAUCGAUAUUCCACUGAAAUAUGGAGCCAAUGCUCAAGUUGUCAUUAUUCCGUCUUAUCAUUCUCUUGUGAGCAGGUAUCUAUUGUUAUGUCAUUGGUUUGUGAGAGUAACGUCAUCAAUAUUUGAGAAAACGAUGU